AUGACGCCCGUCGACUCCAAGAUACUCGACUACAUCGACCGCCUCAAACUGGGCAGGAGGAAGGACGAGCCACCACCCGUCACCGACGGCAGGCGUAAGGAGCAGCUGGCCAAGGUCAGGACGGAGACCGAUAAGUUGUGGGAGCGGAAGGUCACCUUCUUGGGCGGCGCUACUGCGAGGGAGUCCUUCCUGCCGGAAGACCUGCCCGAGAUCGCGUUCAUAGGAAGGAGCAAUGUAGGGAAGUCAUCCCUCAUCAACGCCCUUACGGCUCAGGGAAAAGUGAGGGUGUCAGACACUCCCGGAGAGACGCAGCAAAUCAAUUGGUAUCGCGUGGGCAAGCACCUGACGCUGAUCGAUCUCCCAGGGUAA
This is a messenger RNA of Acanthamoeba castellanii str. Neff, 369 nucleotides long. RefSeq names its product GTP binding protein. Bases 1 to 369 code for a protein of 122 amino acids. Lineage: Eukaryota; Discosea; Longamoebia; Acanthamoebidae. The record is from RefSeq and is a predicted model, not a curated record. The transcript has 5 exons. Gene Ontology annotation, molecular function: GTP binding.